This is a messenger RNA of Candidula unifasciata, 429 nucleotides long. The record is from the annotation of a GenBank genome assembly. Lineage: Eukaryota; Metazoa; Mollusca; Gastropoda; Stylommatophora; Geomitridae.
AUGCCACAAUUCGAAGACAAUGUCAAGACCUUCUUCACUAAGGCAGACAAGGAUAAGAGUGGGUGUCUGUCAGCCGUGGAACUCUACCAAGUUCUUCUGAACUCAGGCUUUGGGGGAACCGCUGAUGAUGUACAGUGCUGGUUUGAAUCAAUUGAUAAGAACAAAGACAAGAAAAUUUCUCUUGAGGAGCUACUUCACCAUCUGAGCCUGAGAGAUCCUAAAUCUGUUGAGGAAAGUGAACUGCGGGCACUGUUCCAAAAAAUUGACAAAGAUAAGUCUGGUAGAAUUAGUGUUGAUGAGCUGCAGGCACUUUUGACCCAGCACGGCAGGAAAGGAAAGGCAGAGAAAUACAUCGCCAGUGUGGACAAGGACCAAGAUGGCAAGAUCAACUUUGAGGAGUUUCUCAAAAUGUGGAAGGAAGAUUGUUAA